CCGACCGCCGCGGUCGCCAUGCGCGCGCUGCUGCCGCUCCUGCGCGCCGGCUGGGGCUGGCGCGCGGGGCCCCCCGCUGCCGCCCGCGCGCCCCGGGGAGCGCGCGCAGGGCCUGGCCCGCACCGCGCCAUGGCCUCCUACCGCACGGAGGAGCGCGGCCAGCCCCGCUCCCCCGGUUACCGCCUCUUCUUCCAGAAUGUAGCUGGUCACUACAUUUCCCCCUUUCAUGAUAUUCCUCUGAAGGUGGACUCAACAGAGGAAAAUGGCAUUCCUACAAAGAGAGCACGAAGUGAUGAGUAUGAGAAUUUGUUUAAUAUGGUUGUAGAAGUACCUCGGUGGACAAAUGCUAAAAUGGAGAUUGCCACAAAGGAGCCUUUGAAUCCCAUUAAACAAGAUAUGAAGGAUGGCAAGCUACGCUACGUGGCAAAUAUCUUCCCUUACAAGGGUUAUAUUUGGAAUUAUGGUGCCCUCCCACAGACUUGGGAAGAUCCCCAUCGAAAAGAUAAGAGUACAGACUGCUGUGGAGAUAAUGAUCCUAUUGAUGUUUGUGAAAUAGGCUCAAAGGUUCUUUCUUGUGGAGAGGUUAUUCCUGUGAAGAUCCUUGGAAUUUUGGCUCUUAUUGAUCAGGGUGAAACAGAUUGGAAAAUAAUUGCUAUCAAUGUGAAUGAUCCUGAAGCUUCAAAGUUUCAUGAUAUUGAUGAUGUUAAGAAGUACAAACCAGGUUACUUGGAAGCUACGCUUAAUUGGUUUAGAUUUUAUAAGGUGCCAGAAGGAAAACCAGAAAACCAGUUUGCUUUCAAUGGAGAAUUCAAAAACAAGGCUUUUGCUCUUGAUGUUAUUAAAUCUACUCAUGAAUGCUGGAAAGCAUUGCUUAUGAAGAAGUGUGAUGGAGGAGCUAUAAAGUGCACAAAUGUGCAUAUAUGUGACAGCCCUUUCCAUUGUACUCAAGAGGAAGCAAGAUCAAUAGUUGAACUGGUGUCAUCUUCACCGAAUCAAGAAAGUAAUACAGAAGAUCAAGUGUGGCACUUCCUUGGCAAGUGAUGGAACAUUUGAAGUUUGGCUAUCAAGACUCCCAUCUCCAAGGACUCCACGACUCCCUUUCCUCCAAGUGCUAGCAAUAGGCAGAUCUAUGAGGAUUUACUGAUUUCCUGUUGAAACUUCAUUGUUUUUCCAGCCUUUUUUGAGAUACACAAUAUGUAAAUAAAGACCGAUAUUUUAAAAUUA
Molecule: messenger RNA, 1224 nt
Organism: Nyctereutes procyonoides (raccoon dog)
Lineage: Eukaryota; Metazoa; Chordata; Mammalia; Carnivora; Canidae
Gene: PPA2
Product: inorganic pyrophosphatase 2
Exons: 12
Coding region: 19-1041 (340 amino acids)
Biological process (GO): phosphate-containing compound metabolic process
Cellular component (GO): cytoplasm
Molecular function (GO): inorganic diphosphate phosphatase activity; magnesium ion binding
Source: RefSeq, a predicted model, not a curated record